CAGUGCCGUUCGCACACAACCAAAAUUAUCGACUUUAUGUUGCUAGCAAAGGACAAAACGAAGCUCGCCUGCCUUUGUUUGUCAUGCACUAAAAUAGUUCAACUGUCAAUGCUGUUGGUUGGUUAGGGGCUCGGAAGGCAUGUCGAGUAUACGAGUUUGCCCUCCCAUCCGCAUUUGUGUCCAACAAUAAUGUAGCAGCCGGAGCAACGUUCUCGGUUUGGGUUUUGGGCUCUUGUGGCUGUGUUUGCCGCACGCACGCACGGCUGCCACUUGCCGUAGCUUGUGCUGCCGCUGCUGCUGCUGCUGGUUGUGGACCGCCUGGCGGCUUUCCACAGCGCAACUGAAAAUGCGAGGCAAAAAACACACUGCCAGCCUGUGCCCCAACAGCAACAACAAUACUAUUGUAGCAGCAGCAACUAAUGUGCGCAUGUGACAGGGUUGCCGACAAGUUUGAGGUUCGUUUCUCGUUAGCUUACAAUUCGGCUCGGCACGAGGGCAACACUGGUUAACUGCCAGGCGGACUGGGCUUGUUCAAAAAUUCAGAUUCAGUACGAACUCUGCACUUCGCACAAGAAGACAGUACAACCAACGUCAAAAGCGACGACGACCCCAAAGGCGCGCUCCCAAGCGACGAAAUUUACGUCAAUUUUAGUUUGAAAAACAAACAACGUUUAAAUUGUACAAAAUUGCAAAUUUAAAGACUUGCGUAGUGCAGAAACUCAUUGAACAUAGCCUAGAGUAGUGUGUGCAUUCACCAUGUGGAGUUGUUUCCUUCUGCUGCAGCAGCAAAGGCCGCACUGAGCCGCCGAGCUGCAAUCAAACUCCUUCACUGUCAACUCAGCUCAAAAGGGCGCCAAAACUUAAAGCUUCUGAAUUAAACUACUGUACGCGAUUCUCCGCUUAUUCCUUGAGGCAAUCAAAAUGUGGACCGAAGCCAACGUUAAUUCAGCCAUGGGUCUUCAAGCAACAGCCGCUACCAAGCGGAAGCAUGAGCUGACCUUUGACGGCAAAGAUGCCAACACCACCUACACGGGCAAUUGUGCGCCGCCGCCCGUCAAAGCCAACAAAUGGGCUAUCAACAACAACAACUACCUGGAGUCGCUCGAGGAGCAACAGCAUAAGACAACGGAGCAAUCCACAGCAAUCCCCGAGUCCAACAACAACGAUGUGGAGAGCGCCAAGCCAGCGCAAAGUAUUAUUAGCAACGGUGAUGAAGUUACUACCAGCAACAACAACAACAACAACAGUAGCAGCAAUAAAUGCGCCGCAGAGGUGCCGCUGCCGCCCACAGCCAGCGCCGCCAUUCCAGAGGAUAGCAUUGCCAAACUGGAAGUGGUUGCCGCUGUGCCCUGCGAGCCCUGGUCUACGGCCGCCACGCCUGUUACAGCGCCCAACAGCGAGCCUGUCGACUGCAUUUCCAAGCUGCAAGCAGUUGCCGUGCCCAGCGAUCCUUGGGGCAGCAUUGGAACACGUUCGACGCUGGCCACCACACUGCUCAGUGCCGACGAGCUGGACGACGAUGAUGAUGACUUUGAGGAUGACUAUGAGGAGGAGGAAAGCAUUAUUCCCACCUACUGUCCCAUGCGCUAUCAUCCCUUUGCCCAGCAGCAGCAGCAGCAGCACCAGCAGCAACAACAACAGCAGCAGCAGCAACAACAGCAGCAGCACCAACAACAACAGCAACAGCAUCAACAACAGGCCGCUGCUGCUGCUGCCGCCGCCGCCGCAGCGCAGCAACAGCGCAGCUAUGCCCCCGGCUACGGCAGUCGACCUGCCUAUUACUCGGAGCCUUUCCCACAGCAGAACUGCUCACGGACCGGCAGCCCACAGCAUAUGACGCCGCGUGGCUUUGCGCCUCCGCAAUGGACAACAACUGGCGCUUCAGGAGCUGCUGCGGCUACGCCCAGCAGCGCACAGCAACAGCAAUUCUAUGAGAAUGGCGGCAACAGCGUUGUCUACGCCCAACAAGCCUCCCAGCAGACCAUUCGCUGUGCCGAGAACGGCAAGUCCUAUUUGGAUCUAGGCUGCAGUAAUGCCUCGAGCUCCACGCCCGUCAGUGCGCUGCCCAGCAGCAAUGGCGGUGCCGCAAGCACCCCCUUUGUCCCCAUACCACUCCAUGGCCUGCCGCUGAAACGCUGCUGCGACGGACGUGGCAGCUGGUGCAGUGCCAAUCGUAGUUGCUACAAAGACACGCGCCUUAAGAUACGCAAUUUGUCCAUGUUCAAGCUCUCACGCUUCCGCCAGGUAUCCGAGCAGUCGCUCUAUCGAUCCGUGCUCAUCUGCAAUACGCUCAAGCGCAUCGAUCGCGAGAUCGAAACCGAGGCCAAGGAGCUGCAUCAGGCUGCCCAGCAGCAUCAUCAGCAGGCUGCUGCUGCCGCCGCCGCCGCUGCAGCAGCAGCAGCGCAAGCAGCGCAGUAUCAUCCAGCCUACCAGCAACAACAACAGCAGCAGCAGCAACAACAACAACAACAACAACAGCAAUCGCCGCCAGCGCCACUGCAUCAUGUACAGCAAGAGUAUGCUCCUGUCCUAAAUUGCGCACGUUUGGCCAACAUGGAUCACUACCAGCAGUUGGCACAGACGCCCAACUUUCAGCCGCUGCCGCCGCUGGGCUACCACGAACGUUUGGAAACGCCGCCGCCCGCCUAUAGAGCAGCAGCAACUACAACAACUGGCGCUGCAGCUAACGCUGGCUUCCAAACGAGUGCGUCUAAUAACUGUGAUACGUCCGGCAGCACUACGUUGCAUCCCUACGAUCACUAUCCCUUCCGGGAGUCGCAAUCCGGACGCGCCACGCCUUUCCCCACCACCUGCCAGACUCCAACACCAGCAGCAGCCGCAUCAGUUCCAGUACCAGCAACAGCAACAGUGCCAGCGCCAGCAGCUACAACAUCGGCCGCAACGUCAACUGCUGUUGCGCCUAUCAGCAGCCCCAGCGUAGCUCCCGUUAGCAGCAGAACAGUGGCAACAGUUGCUGCUGUAAGCAGCAGCGUCAGUAGCAGCAGCAGCAACACCUCUAGCUCCACUGUGGCAAGCAGCGCUUGUGACUCAAGUGAUUCUGGCUAUGCUGAUGACGACUCCACGCGUUCCAUUAACUGGAGUUCGGUGCUUAGUCUGAGCUCGCAAUCAGCGCUCGAUCCGCUCAACAACAACGAUCUGUUUACCAUACUGCCGGCAGCUGCCACGCCCACAGCGGUGCCUGUAUGCAUAGCAAGCACGAGCGCCAGCUCAACGUUGGCUUUUAGCGGCAGCUUUACCACCGUGCCCAGCAGCAAUAGCAACAGUAACAGCAACAGCAACAGCAGCUCCAGUUCGAGCAGCAACACCACCGCUACCUUUACAACGCUCUCGACGAUUUCAUCCGCCACACACUCGCUGACUUCGUCGUAUGUGAGCAGCAUAAGCUCCAAUGUGUCAGCGGGUGCCAAUACCUGGGAGUAUGGUUUUCUGGACAUGGAGUUUGGAUUGGGUUCAGAGUUUACGGAGCUGGUGCCCAGUUGCAAGCUUAGUUCGGAUGAGCUCUUUAAGAGCGGCGGACGCGGCACUGUGGCCAGCUCCAGGCUGCACGACAAUGAGCUUGAACAGCCCGCUCACAUCAUGGUCGGCAGUUAGUAUCCGUUGUAAGCCUUCGAAUGCGUCGGCGGUAGCAGCUCGUGCUGGUCAUGCGUUGCCCGCUGAUGCGGAACUCCAAGCAAGCAGUAUUCAAUUUGUAAUUGUUGUAGCAAAAGCACUCAGGUUGUGAAAUGUGCAUGUUGCCUCCAUCCUCCCCCCUACCACCCUUAAAAUCCUUGCACCCAAACCCACACUUAUAAAGCAAUCGCCGCCCAGGGCGCUCCAAUGUAAACAAAUGAAAAGCAAAAUGCAAUUGUAUUGAGAAAACGCAAACUAUGCGUCAAAUCGUAAACUAUUAGCAAAUUUCUUAAGUGUAAAUAUUGUACAUUUAAUUCAGUAACAAAUGAAACAACAACAACAAAAACAACAACUCCUAGCUGCUAAGUUUGAAAACAAAAAUUAUAUAUACUUAUAUAUACAUAUAUGAUAUUUAGUGCGUAUGACAUGUAACUUUAGCUUUGUUAGUUGCAAUUGUUGCAGUUUUUCGAUUACAACAACAAAUGUUUCAUUAUCCACACUUCCACACCUACACUCACACACAAACAGGCUCAAGCCUCUCCAGCUUGGCCCAAAUCAGUUCAAUUAUACACUCAAAACAAUUCAAUUUACAGUGACAAAAAACACAACAAACAAAAAUACUGAAUCGAAAAACGUUUACUAUAUUGUAGCCAUAAGUAUUAUUAUUUAUAUACAAAAUGAAACACAAAAUCGGAUAAAUGAGAGAACAACUUAAAACAAA
Molecule: messenger RNA, 4351 nt
Organism: Drosophila busckii
Lineage: Eukaryota; Metazoa; Arthropoda; Insecta; Diptera; Drosophilidae
Gene: tara
Product: AF4/FMR2 family member 4
Cellular component (GO): nucleus
Molecular function (GO): transcription regulator activity
Source: RefSeq, a predicted model, not a curated record